This is a messenger RNA of Culicoides brevitarsis, 1515 nucleotides long. RefSeq names its product frequenin-2. Gene Ontology annotation, molecular function: calcium ion binding; calcium sensitive guanylate cyclase activator activity. The record is from RefSeq and is a predicted model, not a curated record. NCBI's taxonomy places the organism in Eukaryota, Metazoa, Arthropoda, Insecta, Diptera, Ceratopogonidae. The transcript has 9 exons. The coding region runs from base 840 to 1403 and encodes 187 amino acids.
CGUUCAUCGUUGUUGUACCUCAUUCGUUGGUUCCACAUUCAAGGUUGAUCAGCAAAAAAAAAAAUAAAAUAAAAUAAAUAAACGAAAGACGCAUAAAAACAAGUGAAUAGUGAAAAAAAACACAAUAAAUAAACAUAAAUGUGAAAAAAGAUAGGAAAACAAAGUGAAGGAAGGAACGUUGUUACAUAAUAACGAAUGUUUCAUAUACCACAUAAAAAAUAGAGGAGACAAGAAAAAUUCCGCGCUUGCAGAAAAGAAAACAAGACCAAAAGUGUUUGAAGAGAAAAUGAGAAAAGAAUGUAAAAUAUGCUAAAAAUUUAAAUAAUUCAGCUGGGAUUUUGUCUUUCACACGAAUCCCACAGAUAAUCACAGCUCUCUCUCACACACACACACAUAUUUUUUGUAGAUUUCAUUUCUCCUUUUUCAUUAUAUUAUUAUUAUCGUCGUCGUCGUCGUCGCUGUCGUCUUCAUGAUUGCGGGAGACAAAGGAGAAGCACAAUAAAAUAAUAGAGAGAGCAAACGAACGAGUGUGAGACAGUCGACCGAACACGAACAACGUUAUAAUAAUAAAAGUUGUGUAAUAUAAUCAUCAUAAUGUAAUUGCGAAUGCCUCGACUACUCGGCAGAAAUUUAUGUGAGACUGUAUAAAUUUAAAUAAAAUAUAAAAAAAAAGAAAAACACUUUUACCGCACAUUUUCUCUCGAACGAACAAAUUUUAUCAGCUACGAGAAACGUGAUAAAUUAAAAUCGUCAAAGACUCGUCUAGACGUGGAAAGUUGUGUGUGUGUGCGGUUUUCACAUAGAAAAGAGGAUAAAGAGGGACAUCACACAUUAUCAUCAUGGGUAAAAAGAAUUCGAAACUAAAGCAGGACACAAUUGAUCGGCUGACAACAGACACAUACUUCACAGAAAAGGAAAUCAGACAAUGGCACAAAGGAUUUCUGAAAGACUGUCCGAAUGGUUUGUUAACGGAACAGGGAUUCAUCAAAAUAUACAAACAAUUUUUCCCGCAAGGAGAUCCCAGUAAAUUUGCCUCAUUAGUUUUCAGAGUGUUCGAUGAGAAUAACGAUGGCUCGAUAGAGUUUGAGGAAUUCAUUCGUGCACUGUCAGUUACAUCGAGAGGAAAUCUAGACGAGAAACUUCAUUGGGCAUUUAGGUUGUAUGAUGUCGAUAACGAUGGUUUCAUAACACGAGAGGAGAUGUACAAUAUAGUUGAUGCAAUUUAUCAGAUGGUGGGACAACAACCCCAAACUGAGGACGAAAACACUCCGCAAAAACGUGUCGACAAGAUUUUCGAUCAGAUGGACAAGAAUCACGAUGACCGACUAACGCUAGAGGAAUUCCGGGAAGGUAGCAAAGCAGAUCCUCGAAUCGUACAGGCUUUGAGUUUGGGUGGCGAUUAAAAAACGCAAUAACGCCAAAACUCAUAAGCAGCAACAUUAUUCACUAGAAAGUAAUAAAAGAAAACUACAACUACAGCAAUCAACAUCAAUUAUUACUACUAAAACUAUACUU